Bacillus rossius redtenbacheri is the source of this 1663-nucleotide messenger RNA. Its product is annotated as allatostatins. Gene Ontology annotation, molecular function: neuropeptide hormone activity. The coding region runs from base 33 to 1256 and encodes 407 amino acids. Lineage: Eukaryota; Metazoa; Arthropoda; Insecta; Phasmatodea; Bacillidae. The transcript is spliced from 4 exons. The record is from RefSeq and is a predicted model, not a curated record.
CUUCUGGCGUGGAGGUGUGCAGGUGUGUCGAGAUGCCCUCGUGCCGACAAGGUCGCGUCCGUAAGGUCUACCUCCCAGCUUUCACCGAGCACAACUUCGCCUCUGUCAUUGUCCAAUGCACUGGGUCUCUCAGCGAACGAGAUCAUCCAGACGUCCAGUUUAUGUCAGCAGGAGUCGGCAACAGGCUUUCAAUCGUUGUGGCUGUUGAAAAGAUGAAUAUAUCGAUGGCAGCCAUGCAGGGAAGCUGUAGACGCAGGUGCCCGCUUCUAGCGGUCGCCCUCCUGGUCCUCCUAGAGACCGCAGCCGGAGCGGAUCACGGGUCCACCCAGCACGCUCCAGCUCCCGGCGAGGACAGCUCUCCUGCGAUACCGAUGCCCCGCGCCGACGAGACACCUGCCGGGGACAACAACGACCUGGAGUUCUACAAGCGCCUCUACGACUUCGGCCUGGGCAAGCGCGCCUACAGCUACGUGUCCGAGUACAAGCGUCUCCCGGUCUACAAUUUCGGCUUGGGCAAGCGCAGCAGCCGGCCCUACUCCUUCGGGCUCGGGAAGCGUGGGAGACAGUACUCCUUCGGCCUGGGCAAGCGUCCCGCCGACGAGUACGAGGACUACCCGACCGUGGAAGACGAUGACACGGAGGAGGCUGACGACGGCGACGAUGAGGAAAACUCCGUGGACAAGCGCGGCCGGCAGUACUCUUUCGGUCUGGGAAAGCGCGCCAAGCCGUACUCCUUCGGUCUGGGCAAGAGGACUUCCCAACCUGGGCAGAACUCUCUGUACUCCUUCGGCCUGGGGAAGAAGGCCGAGAGACCUCACUCCAUGUACUCGUUCGGCCUGGGGAAACGGGCCGACGGGAGGCUGUACGCGUUCGGGCUCGGCAAGCGUCCGGCCGGGGAGGACCUCUUCGAUGACGACGAGGAUUCGGGGCUGGACGAAGGGAAGAGGGCCCAGCACAGGUUCGCCUUCGGCCUGGGCAAGCGGGAGGUUUCCACGGCGGACCUGGAGGCGGUGAAGAAGGAGCAGGAAGAUCUGAAGCCCAAAGCAGCAGCAGCAGCAGCGGGGGAUCACAAGAUCUCCAAGAGGAGUCUCCGGUACCCGUUCGCCCUGGGCAAGAGGGGCGAAGACUGGGACCUGGAGGACGAUAACAGGCUGCCGUCGUACGCCCGCCUGUCGCGGCGACCCUACAACUUCGGGCUCGGGAAACGGGUCCCGAUGUAUGACUUUGGGUUGGGCAAGCGUUCGGAAAGCGAAUGAAUCUUCCUAAUUCCCCACCCAUCCCUACCAUGAAACAAAAAGGGAGAACCUCCACCUAUGUAACAAACUGACUGUACAGAUAAGUGUAAAUAUUAAAAACCUAGAAAAAAAUAAAUAAUGUUCACUCGUAACGUUUUAGUUAUUCGAGGCAAAAUUACUUUGUCUAAACAGUAUCGUUUCGUUGUCAUUAAACCACAAGGAGUUAUCUACAGAAAUGUAAAUGAUGUAUUAUUAUUUCAAGGUUUUUGAAAACUAAGAAGCAGAAAUAUAAUAUGUACCAAUUAAUUUGGCCUCUUACCUGUCUGCAGGUCAGUUGAACAUGCUAGUCAAAUGUACCUUCUCGCAAGUUUUAUAAUUUUCGUCGCUAUGUUGUUAUACAUGAAUAAAUUAUAAAAUUUCUGAUGAAA